AUGAUGUACAUAGAAAUACACCUGACCCUUGGAACAUUGGCAUUUGCCUUCUUUAUAGCACCCUCAGCAGCUUCUACAGAGUCAGUAACCAUUCCCAAAGAGUUGAGCACAGUGACUGCUAGGCUUUCAGUCAGUUCCACAAGCUGUAGUGUUACCUGUGGCCUGGGCUAUAAGGUAGAGGAAGUAUGUGACAUUGGACCUGAUGGUAAAAGAAGAUAUUGCUCCCUGCUGCGAUCUGAAUGCUUGACCAACUGGCUUUGUGGAGUGCGGCACUUUACUGUCCUUGUUGGUAAGCCAUUUAAAUUCAGCUGCCUGACCUCUGAGGAGAUUGGCCCUGAGACUCAGAGCUUUAGCUAUACCUGGAGGCUGGCAAGAGGUAUCAUCACCACAGAUGAUGCUCAUUUUGUGCCUUUCAAGACUCCCAGUUACAUCAUUAAGCUUUCCCCUACUGAAGAAUAUGAUGCAGGGACCUACAGAUGUGAUGUGCAGCUCAUGAAAACCUACAAACUAGUCAAGAGAAUCUAUUUUGGGCUUCGCGUAAUACCUGGUAACUUGGUGGAUCUCAACUUUGAAAAAUCGUUGAUUCUGGAACAGAAAUUAGAAGACAAGGAAAAAAACCAACAGAAUGUGAGUGUUGUUUUUCAUAAGUGGCAGCAUUACUCCUGGCGACAGAGAGCAUUGCUUGUGUUUCUAGUAGGCAUAGGAAGUGGUGUGUUAGGAGGAAUCUUGUUGGGCAUCUUUCUCCAUUCUUUGCUAAAGAAUCGUAGUGAGUCUAAAAGGGUGGACAAAUGA
Molecule: messenger RNA, 792 nt
Organism: Eublepharis macularius
Lineage: Eukaryota; Metazoa; Chordata; Lepidosauria; Squamata; Eublepharidae
Gene: TMEM81
Product: transmembrane protein 81
Exons: 1
Coding region: 1-792 (263 amino acids)
Source: RefSeq, a predicted model, not a curated record